Messenger RNA from Hylaeus volcanicus, 5345 nucleotides. Its product is annotated as interaptin-like. The transcript is spliced from 39 exons. The coding region runs from base 180 to 5336 and encodes 1718 amino acids. The record is from RefSeq and is a predicted model, not a curated record. Lineage: Eukaryota; Metazoa; Arthropoda; Insecta; Hymenoptera; Colletidae.
UUCAGGCUGCUGGUUUAAAUACCAUUAAAAACACGUUGUCAGUUGAUAAAAUGGCGAGUUAGCGUGUUGACAUUUAUUUAAAGAUCGUUUUUAAAGCGAGUGUAGGAAGAUUAUUUUACUUUAAUAAACCUUGACCAACGAUCGAUUCCUGUGUUCGGUAUCUUUCUAAUUCACGUGUCAUGAAUAAUCUCGAUUCAAUGAUCGAACCCGUUCCAAAUAUAUCUACGGUUGUGGACGAAGAUCGCGAUUUCAUUGCAAGUGAUAAAUCUACCCAGGAACUUUGCGAUAAAACAGAAUGUCUGAAACUUAUCGACGAGUUUCACAAACUGUACGAGGAUCGUAUCAAGCUUGUUGAUCGAGUAUGCUUUACUGAACUGGAUCAAGUCUCUAUGAAAUUAGAAAUAUCAAAAGAAUGGAUCAAGAAUUUAAGAGAACAAAACAUUUCGUUGGUACAGACAGUAGAAGAACUGGAGGAAACUGUGUGUAGUAAAGCAAAAAUAUUAGAACAGCAAUUGAAACAGACAUCUGUGUUAGCAUCCAAAAAGAAAACAGAAUCCAUUUUCACGGAGAAGACUAUAAAUGAACUUUCGAGUCGUGUCAGUAAUUUAGAGAAACACGAGGAAUAUAUGCAACAAAAAGUAGAGUUUCUUCAAAGCGAUAUUAGAAGUUUACUAGAAUUUAUACGACGUGCAGCACAGGAAAAGCGUUGGAAUUUAGAUGGGAUAACAUUCUUUGAAAUUCAACCUAGCGAUAUACCCGUUCCUAUCGAUUGUAGCUGUGACCAGGAAGAGACAAAUCAUGAAAGUAUACAGACCUUAAAAUUGCAAAUUGAACGCUUUCAGGAGAAUGAAAAAAAAAUGAUUGCAUACCAAACCGAGCUGGAAGAUAAAGUAACUCGUAUCAACGAGAAACUAGAAAUUAAGGAAGAUACUAUUAAAAAACAUUGUACACAAUUUCAAAACCUUAGUGAUAAUCUUAAAAAACGUGCGAAGUUUACAAAUCAAGUUUCGUGCAAUUCGGUUGAUGAAACACGUGCUGUAGAGAAUGUUUUUGUCGGUACAAAUACAUGUCAAGAGAAUGAAGUGAUAUCAUACUUGACUAAAGUGAAAUCAUGGAUGGAACAAGAGAAAGAGGAUCUACUUAAAUUAAAAGCAGACUUAGAGAACACUUUAAAUAAAUUAUACUUUGAGAAAGAUCAAGAAUGUUGUGAAACUAUAAAUGAAUUCGAUGAGAACAGUCUUUAUGAACUAACUAAAAAUAUCGACUGUGUAAAAAAAAUGUGUUCAAAAAAGGAGGAGUUAAUCGCAAAUAUUAAUUCUAGUAUAUUAUGUACAGACGUUAACCAGCAAUUUAAAUUAAUGGAUAUAUUUAGAGCGUGUGCUAUCGAGGCACAGGUCACUACAGAAGACCUCAAAGAAGAAAUUGGAAUCAUUGUUUCUACCUUUAAGUCCAGACAUCAAAAGUAUACCGAUUUAAAUAAGGAGAUCAUGAAUGUACAAAAUCAAUUAAUAAGAAGUCGAGAAAGAACAAUGGAAGCAAUUAAUAAAUUGGAGUUAAAAGAAGAAGAAAGUAAAAGACAUAAUGAGAGAAUUAAUUCAGGAAACAUCAAGCUGAAAGAUAUUAAAGAUAAAAUGAAUCAUGCUCAGUCUAAAAUGUCAGUUCAAAUUACCGAAAUGCAAUCUAAUUUAGAGGAAAAAGUUUUUUCGAAUUAUACGGAAAUGUGUAUGUGUAACGAUUUAUUACAUUCAGCUAUCGAGGAAAUAGAACAAUCGUCGAAUAGUCUACAAGUGUUUCAAGGAUGCUGCAUUGCCACGGACGUGGAAGAAUUAAAGAGUCAACUUUGCGAAAUGGACUUAUCUAUAAAAAAAUUACAACAAAGGAUACAUGAUGCGCUGUUAGAACACGAUGUAGUAGAAAGUACACUAUCUCAAAAGGAGAAAAAGUUAGUAAAGCUAGAAAAAGAAGUCGACGCGAUUCACUCGAAAAUACAACACAUAUUGGACAAAUUUAUUUUCUCAAAGGAUCAAGUGUGUGAUAGUAAUGUCGCAGAGUCUCAACAAUAUACUCAGACUUUGAAUGAAAUACUGCAAAUCAAACAAGAUUUACACAGAUUAAGAAAGGAACACGAUGAGUUGAAGUGCAAACUGGUACAAAAAUCACGUUACACAGAAUGCGACGAAAAUACAUGUUUAUGGAAAUGUAGAAUGACCGAUUUACAAGAUCAAAUUAAAAUAAUGCAACACGAGGCAAAAUGUAAUCAAGAAACAAACAAUUUCCUAAAAAAAAACAUUGAAUCGAUAGAAGAAGAACUUCGUAUCGUGCAAGCGAAAGCACACAAAUUUAAACGAUCGUAUUCCAUAGAUAACAUAGAAUUGCAGAAAAAAUUGAUAAAAUUAGAAAAUGCUCUCAAAUUGCAAGAAGAAAUUGAAUGUAGUCUUCGACAGCAAUUAAAUGAUAACGAAGUAGAACUGAAAAAAUCUAAAGAAGUGCUGAAUUCUUUUUAUGCUGAAAAUAAUGUCGAAGAAACACUUUUGCACUGUGGAUGUAACCAGUUUAAACACGAUGCAAUGGUAGUCCCUCAACUAUUAAAAACGUUACAAGACACUAUGAAGUCAACAAAAUGUGGUCUUCAGGAGCUUAAAAAAGAGUUUAAAAAAUUGAUUUGCGAAGAUCAAUCUAACUUGUGUUCCUCCGCAAGAUCAGUAAUGAAUCUGAUGGACAAAUUGCAAAAAUACGAAGAUGAAUUAGAUCAUUGUUCCCAAGAAACCGAAAAGCUUAAACAUGUUUUAUCUAAGAAAGAUAAACUCUUGGAGGAUAUGAAUAAAAUUAUUAAAAUUCAAAAGGACUCGAUUUUUAUGACGCAAGCUGAAUUAAAGGAGCUUCAUCAGAAUUUGCAGAAAAAGAUUGAUAAUAAGGAUCAAGUAAUCUCAAACAAUGAAAAAGAAAAGCAAGAAUUAUUAAAACAGAAUCAACUUCAAAUUCAAACUAUCUGGCAUUUACAAAAUGCUGUCGUAGAAGCUAAAAGAUGUAUAGAUCAAAUGGGGCAUGGAACUAUGAGUGACCUUCAAGAAAAGUGUAAAAUUAUUCGUUUAUUGACAGUGUACGCGGAAGAAACUCAAAGUCAGUACAAUGAAUGCUUUGCAGAGGCUGCUAAACAAGACAAAUUAUUGGAGCUACAACGAGAGGUGAUUUGUCAUCUUCAACAAAGAAUGUCUUAUCUGGAAUAUGAUAAUUAUUCAACUAUUACUUCUAUUCAUGAUAUGCAUUACUCUAUUCUAAGAAUAAUAAAGGAACAACUAGAAGCCCAUGUAAAUGAUAUACAAACUUUAAAAUACAAGAUAGAUACUCUGAUACAGUUAAAAUGUUGCUCCGAAAAUAAAUUCAAAAAUAUGAAGAAGUUAUGGCAAGAAACAGAAGGAAAAUUACAGGAACUAAAAAAUUCAGCAUUUAAAUCUCAACAAACGACGAAGACUUACGAAGACAAAGAGUGCCAAUGCAAAGUAGAAGUUGUGGAUAAUGAUUGUGUCACCGAAGAUAGAGUUAAUUUUAACGAGUUAACGUGUAACAAUACAAAACAAUGUAAGGACUUCUUGCGUGAACACGAGUUACAGUCUGAAAUCGACACUUUAUCAAGAGAGAACGAUGAUAUGAAGAAACAACUACAAAAAUGCAAAUUGGACUUUGACAUAAUCGAUAAAGAACUGAAAUUAGAAAGAGAAAAUGGUACUUAUACUCAGCAGGUUUCGUUUGAAUUAAAAAAAAAAAGAGACACCGAGUGUUGUCUACGUUACGAAAAUGAGCAACUCAGGUCUGAUCUAAAGAAGCAAGCAAAGAAGAUAGAAAAGUUACAGCUCGUUAAAGAAAACAAUGUGAAAUUUGAAAAAUUAGUCAAGAAAUUGGAAGACAAACAGAUGCAGAUUAAUAGUUUGUGCAAUCAAGUUACGAAUAAUGAGAUUGUUAUGAAAAAGCACGUCGAGACUAUCGAGGAACUUGAGAAAAAAUUGGAUAUAAAGAAUGAGGAAAUCAAAGAGUAUUUAUCUGAAUUAAACGAUGCUGAAGAAGAGAUGUCAUCUUUGCACGACCGAAUACAAUCUUUGAAAAACUUGUUGACAAGAAAAUCAAACGAAAUGUCUAAGUUACAAGCAGAUUACGAAGUACUGAAAAAUGACAACUCUAUUCUAAGGAUGGAGAAUAACGCAUUUGAAAAUAAAUCAAAAGAAGAGUAUGGCCAACUGAAGAAUAUGUUGAAAGAUGUUCAAAUGCAAUUGUGCUACGCUGAAAACAACUAUCACAGGGUCACAGACGACUUUAAUAAAACGCAAGAGCAAUUGAUCGAAAUGACAAAACGCGAAGCUGAUUUACAAGAAUGCUUAACGAAUACAGAAAAAGAAUAUUGUUCAAAGCUAUUAAACAUAGAAAAGGAGAAAAUUAAACUUGCAGACUGCUUAGAUAGGCUCAGGGAUGAAUUAGAAGAGGUUGAAAAAAACUAUUUAUCGAAAAGUGGCCAGCAUUGCAAACUGCAAGACAUUUGCAAAUCUUAUGCAGACCAAUUAGACAUUUUAAAAGAACACAUUGAGAAAGAACAAGAGAAAAAUAAAAAGAUAGAAAUGUCAAAAUGCUGUAUAGUUCAGCAGCUCCAAGAAUGCAUGGAACAAAAUUGUAUUCUUAGCAAAGAAAAAGCUAUGGUAGAACAAAAUAAUUGUGACAUCAUUUCUGAGUUGCAAGAGACACAUAAAUCUUUAUUAGAAUUAAGAAAAGAAUGUCAUUUAAAAAAUAAGUCUCUGGCUUGUAUAUCGGCCGAAUUAACGGAAACAGCUAUGAGCAGAUCAGAACUUUGCAAUCAAUCGCAAUACGUUGUCUCUUGUAUUCGCGUUUGGAUGGAGGAGCAACGAGAAUAUGUGAAAAGUCUUAAUUCAAAAUUGAAGUCGUAUCAACAACAAUUACUGAAGCUUGGAUUUGAGAAAAAAGCUCUUUUAGAUGAAACAAGAAAGUUGAAACGUAUUAAUCAUUUACUGACACAAAGACUGAAAAGAAUUCACAAACAUGGUGGAAAGAAUAUUAAGAAUCUUUGUGUAGGAUGCCACAUGGUACCAUCGAUUGUAGCGCAAAAUACUGAUGUAUUAUUUCCCGUGAACACCAAAUAUUCGUCCUCUCAAAAGAAAUUGCGCAUUUCGACGCGUGGCAAUGCUUGGUGGUUUCCCAAAAUGAAGUAUUUGAUAAACGAACUACGAAAGAACAAUUUGGAAUACAAAGAAAAUUUUUCCGACGAAGGGAACACUAGCAGAACAUUAGAAGAAAAUCGUGACUGUGGCUAUCAGUCGUCUACUAGCAAAUGAAAACGUCGU